This is a messenger RNA of Diversispora eburnea, 715 nucleotides long. The record is from the annotation of a GenBank genome assembly. Lineage: Eukaryota; Fungi; Glomeromycota; Glomeromycetes; Diversisporales; Diversisporaceae.
GUUCCUUGUUCUAAAGAAGAUGUUUUUACUAGUCAAACCAUAUCAUUGAUUGAAAAGAGAAAAUUGAUGAGAUUUUUGACUUUUGCUAUAGAUUACACAAAUUCUCCAGAAAUCUUUUCAGGUUUUGAAGAUAAAUUAUAUUCAACUUUUCUUAAAGAGAAAUUCAAAAUCGAAGGAAAUUUAUUAUCAGCAAUUUUGUAUGCAAUUACGUUAAUUCAAAAUGAUGAAUCUAAUGUUAAUACAAUGCAAGGUUUAGAAAAGACUCAAAGAUAUCUCAAGUCUCUUGGUCGAUAUGGUAAUGCACCAUUUUUGGUCGGUCUUUAUGGAGGGGGUAGUGAAAUUGCGCAAGGAUUUUGUAGGGUUUGUGCAGUAUACGGAGGCAUUUAUAUGCUUGACCAUUCAGUAAACCAUAUUUUAAUAGAUAGGAAAUCUAAUAAAUUUUUGGGAUUGGUGGAUAUCAAUGAUCAACAAUUGUCAUCCACUUUCCUAGUUACAGCUAUUGAUUACUUACCCACAAAAUUCAUAAAAGACGGUGAUGAUGAUCUUCGAUGUGAACAAACCUCACGUGCAAUAGUGAUCAUAGAUAAAUUUGUGCAUGAAGAAAACGCUGAUGCCACUCUAACUAUUUUUCCACCAAACACGGUGAAUAACAACAAAUAUCCGAUAAGAGUACUUCAAUUAUCGGCUGGAACACAAACAUGCCCUGAAGAUAGAU